Messenger RNA from Gordionus sp. m RMFG-2023, 1529 nucleotides. RefSeq lists its product as uncharacterized. The record is from RefSeq and is a predicted model, not a curated record. NCBI's taxonomy places the organism in Eukaryota, Metazoa, Nematomorpha, Gordioida, Chordodea, Parachordodidae. The coding region runs from base 219 to 1436 and encodes 405 amino acids. The transcript is spliced from 5 exons.
UUAUUCCUCGUGUAAAUAAAAUUCUUAAUUUACUUUUUGAGCCAUUACAAAGUUUUAUUUUUGACAUUCUAUUCCAAAUUAUAAUGGCACCAUAUUUCCUUCUUAAAAACUUUUAUGAAAAUCAAAUACACCUCUUAUUAUCUAUAAAAGUGUUUUAACUACUUUAUUUGAGUUCUUUGAACUCAAGUGGUAGGCACAAAGUAAUAUAGUACAUAAGUAUGCAAUGUUUACAAGAAUUAGAUAGUGGUAUGGUAGAUCUUCUCAAAGAUAUUUUACCUAGAAAUUAUGAUUAUCAUGUGUGCUCAUUUGAAUUAUUGGAAGAAAAACAAUUUAAAUCUAUAUUUAGGAUUGCCAUACAUACGAAGGAAAUGGCUUUAAUUUGGAAAAAUGAUCUAGAAAAGUCAUCCCAAAGUAUAUUUAGAAUUUUAAAGACUUUUCCAGAUAGUGGCUUAAAAAAUGACAUGAAAAUACUUUUUAGAUGUCAACAUAAACUAAGGCCUAAUAAAAGCCAUGGCUUUACCAAAAAUACUGAUUGUCCAGUUAGCAUGUGUUUAACUCUUAAAAGAACUUUAUUAGGCAGAAAAAGCAGGUCAAAAGAUAUACAUUUGCCUAGAUUCCCCUGUAUAGUUGAUUUAAGAUAUAAUCACAAUCAUAAAUUAUCAAAACAAUUGGUUUUUAAGGCCUUUAAUGGAAAACAAAAAAGAAACAAUAUUGAUGAUGAAAAUGGAAUAUAUCUUAAAAAUGUGGAUUUUAACUUGUGUAAAAACAAAAUUUUUAAGGAUGGAUUAAUAUUAUCUAAACAUGAUUUGGUUGAAUUGAUGAAUAUUAAUAAGAUCAAAAUGAAAUUUGAAUUUACUAUAGAUCAAAGUUUAACAAAAUAUGAUAAGGAAAAUAUGAUUAAACAUAUAAAAUCGACACCACAAAUAAAUAUGGAAAAUAAAUUAUUGCCCAUUACUUUCAAUAAAGAAUUAUUAUACACAAAUAAUGCAGAAAAACAAAAUGUUCAAGAUAUUUGUUUCAGGCAAAAAAAUGAUAACAAUGAAUGCAAAAAUCAGAGUAACAUGUAUUAUAAUCAUUUAGAUGAAUUAUAUUUGAUUGAUGAAAUUUCUAACAGUGAAUUUGAUUUACAAUUAAAAAGUUCAAAUAAAUUGGAUGAUCAAAUUAAAUACAACUCCAUGCAUAAUGAAGAUUAUAUUAAUUUUAUAAAUUUAACCUUGUCACCAUAUAGUAAUUUGAAUUUGGAUGAUGAUGAUAAUAUAAGUCUUUGGAACUUUAGUGACAAUUUGAAUAGUUUAACCAAUGAUUUUAAUGGCAAAUCAAUGAUUGCAGAUGAAGAUGAUAUAACAGGAGCAUUUAGUGAUUCUGAAAACUACAAUUAUUUUUAUAAUUUAUACUUAGAUGGUAAUGAAAAAUUAUUAACUGAUAUUUUGUCAUAACAAUUAGUUUUAUUAUUUUCAAUUUGGUUACAAAAUUAGUCUAUAUUGAUAUUUAUUUAAAACAUUUUCUGAUAUAAUGUGAUAGAAUAAUAU